Messenger RNA from Acanthocheilonema viteae, 582 nucleotides. Lineage: Eukaryota; Metazoa; Nematoda; Chromadorea; Rhabditida; Onchocercidae. The record is from the annotation of a GenBank genome assembly.
AUGUUAUUCAAUAUCCAGAUUGGUGCAGCUCUGGCAGAGCGAAAACGUCACGUUGAUCUAAGUAAAGAUGGUUACAUACAAAUCCCAAUACGUGUUGAUGACGUACAGCGAUGGUGGAGCGGUAAUGAUUUCAUGGGAUUAUAUGUGGAAGCAUUUUACAAAGGCGAAAAUUUGGCUCUGUAUCCACAACACGAUCCUAAAAACAUAAUGUAUCUCGAACUGACAACUAUCGAGGAAUGGGGUCGUCGUAAGCGUAGUUAUCAGGAAGUAUGUACAAAAGAGAUGAACGAACCAUCCUGCUGUCUGUAUAGCCUAAUUGUGGAUUUCGAAGCUGCCGGUUGGGAUUUUGUCAUUGCUCCCAAAUUGUACGAUGCACAUAUGUGCAGCGGGGAAUGUCGUCUUCAUCAUGCUGGCCGUUCAGCUCAUAGUAAAAUCACUUCAUCGACGAAAAAAAACGCCGUAAGUGGCUGUUGCCACCCAACAGAGUAUGAUCCGAUAACACUUGUCUACAUGACUCAAGAAAAGGAGUUGAAGAUCCGCGAAGUGCCAGGCAUGAUCGCCCGGCGAUGCGCCUGUGCUUGA